CAGGGAGCCAAACGGUAACAGGACGGCAGCGGCCCCAGAGCCCAGCACCUGCCCCGUGACAAUGGCACCUGGCAGGGAAAAGCUGGGCAAGAGCAGCAGUGCCCCCUCGCGCCAGCAGCUCCUGAGGGAAGAGGAGCUGGUGAAGAAGGAGGCUGCCUACGAGAAUCUGGUUAAAAGCUGGGAGUGGGGCCGAGUCCUCUGCGUCCAGAGGGAGAAGCAGGAGGAGAAGAGGCUGGUGAGGGGCUGCCAGAACCUGCGGGCCGGCGUGGCAGAGGAGCUGAGCUUCGCUAACAAGGCACUGCUGAUGGUCCGGCGCGCGGCCCUGCGCUACCUUCUGCACUGCGAGCACCUGCAGCUCCAGCGCGAGCUGAACCACGGUGGGAAGUCCUUCUACGUGGAGAGGCUGUGAGCGCCCAGCUCUGGGGAGCAGCGACCUGCCCACACCGGCCCCCUCGCUCGCCGAACUGCGACCCGCAGCGGCCCAGGUUUCCAUGGGACCCCAGGCUUUGCACCUGACAGCACUUCCCCAUCCUGCCCCAGAGCCGCCUUCCCGACGGGACAGUCGUGGCUGUUGCUAUUUCAGAGACAGCGUCAAAACCUGCCGAGAAUAUUAAAGUGUCAAGCUAA
Mauremys reevesii (Reeves's turtle) is the source of this 627-nucleotide messenger RNA. It is a transcript of the gene CFAP141, whose product is annotated as chromosome 24 C1orf189 homolog. The record is from RefSeq and is a predicted model, not a curated record. The transcript is spliced from 4 exons. Lineage: Eukaryota; Metazoa; Chordata; Testudines; Geoemydidae. Bases 62 to 409 code for a protein of 115 amino acids.